UGACAAAAACACCCCAAACCCACGCCUUGUUUGUAUGUUAUCUCGUGGUGUUUAUAACAACUCGAGAGUGUUAGCAACCACUGUUGGUCGCAGUGAUCCUUGCACAGCCCACCGGAGGAGUCGGUUCCCGGCGACGUUUUUGGUGACCGAAGACGCUAGGAGGUUUCGGAGAGUGGUGUUUGAGAGAAGGAUGGCGAGCGGUAGCGGCGAGGAGAAGCAGCAGAAGUUUCCACCGCAGAGGCAGGACAGCCAGCCUGGGAGGGAGCAUGUCAUGGACCCCGUCCCUCAGGCUACUAGCCGAGAUUACAAGCCUGCCAAUAAGCUCCAGGGCAAGGUGGCACUUGUGACUGGUGGCGACUCUGGCAUAGGACGGGCAGUUUGCCACUGCUUUGCACUGGAGGGUGCAACCGUGGCCUUCACUUAUGUGAAAUCCCACGAGGAGAAAGAUGCACAGGAUACCCUCCAAAUGCUAAAAGAAGCAAAGACUGAAGGUGCAAAGGACCCGAUUGCAGUGCCGGCAGACUUGGGGUUCGACGAGAAUUGCAAGAGGGUAGUAGAGGAGGUGGUGAAUGCCUAUGGCAGAAUCGACAUCCUGGUGAACAAUGUGGCUGAGCAGCACAAGGCGGCAUCGAUUGAGGAAAUUGACGAGCAGAGACUUGAGAGGGUAUUCAGGACUAAUGUUUUCUCUUACUUCUUCAUGACCAGGCAUUCUUUGAAGCACAUGAAGGAAGGGAGCUCCGUCAUUAACACUACAUCAGUGGUGGCAUACAAGGGCAACCCCAAGCUGCUGGACUACACUGCCACCAAAGGUGCGACCGUGUCAUUCACCAGAGGACUUGCCCUCCAGUUAGUAGGAAGAGGUAUACGUGUUAAUGGCGUAGCGCCCGGCCCAAUCUGGACCCCGCUUAUCCCUGCCUCGUUUGACGAAGAAGAGACUCAGAAAUUCGGGUCGGAGGUGCCAAUGAAGAGGGCAGGGCAGCCAAUUGAGGUUGCCCCCUGCUACGUCUUCCUCGCUAGCAAUGCAGACUCCUCUUAUAUCACAGGCCAGGUCAUCCACCCAAAUGGGGGUGUAAUUGUCAAUGGUUGAUGAUGUGUCCGCGGGAAAUGUUAGUAGCCUCUUGUUUGUUGUCUGGUUUGUAUUUUGGGGUCUUCGAAAUAGGUGAUGUGAAAGGUUUAGUAGCCGCUUGUUCGUAUUUUGUAUGUCCCCUGUAAUAGGGAAGCAAGCGCGUUGGUUUACUUAAACCAACGGGUAUUCGAAGGCCUACUUUUGA
Messenger RNA from Rhododendron vialii, 1271 nucleotides. Its product is annotated as NADPH-dependent aldehyde reductase 1, chloroplastic-like. Lineage: Eukaryota; Viridiplantae; Streptophyta; Magnoliopsida; Ericales; Ericaceae. The record is from RefSeq and is a predicted model, not a curated record. The transcript has 4 exons. The coding region runs from base 35 to 1087 and encodes 350 amino acids. Gene Ontology annotation, molecular function: oxidoreductase activity.